Molecule: messenger RNA, 1029 nt
Organism: Ostreobium quekettii
Lineage: Eukaryota; Viridiplantae; Chlorophyta; Ulvophyceae; Bryopsidales; Ostreobiaceae
Source: the annotation of a GenBank genome assembly
AUGUCCACGACGGGCCGCUCGCGAGGGGCCCUGGACGGCGGCUGUGCGUGCCGCGCGGCAAGGCCAAGCCGCGUCAAAGCCCCGGGACUGGUGGUUUGCAUGGGGAAGAAGAGCAAGCUGCGCGAGCAGCGCAGUCGGGAGAGAGAAAGCCUUCGGGAGGGCGGCGAGGCCGAGGGGGAUGCGCCUUUGGCCGCGGAAGAAGUUGCGCCUGAGGUCGAAUGCGAGCCGACGUCCGGCGAAGAGGAUGUGAGGAGAAGUGCCGAUGGCACACCAGUGGGAUGGUCAGUCCUGCCAUUCCUGUCCCAAGGCGCCAACAAAGGCACACCGAAUGAAGAAGACAAAACUGACGACAGUGGAGACUCUGUUCCAUACAUCGACCUACUCAGUCCCACAGCCGAUCCAGAUGAGGAUGCAGAGGGGAAGGGUGCCGAAGUCACCAAAGAUCAGAUUUUGUCAGCUUGUGCCUCCACCAGCGCUGCUGUGUUUGCCAUGAGCUUCCUCAUCCGGAGUUUGACAGCCAACAAGCCAUCCUUCCUAGGAGAUGAUCCCGAACUGGUUCAGUCGCUGCUGUCGCUGCAGCCCCAGUGGGACUUGACUCACAUUCUGGUCGCUGUCGGAGCUGCCGGUUUGGUGACGGGUGCCAGGGUGGCACUUUUGAGGGUGUGGUCAGACUUUGCGGUUGCCACCAACCGGUCAAACAAGCAGGUGUUGAGCCCUCUGGGUACUUGGGAAGUCCUCCUUGUGUCAUGCCUUCCAGGCAUCUCCGAAGAAUUGCUGUUUAGGGGCAGCCUCAUCCCUGCCCUUACAGCGGAUUGGAGGGGCGCUCUGGCUUCGGGCGUUGCCUUUGGCGUGCUGCACAACAGUGGAGGGAGGAAUUGGUCCUUCGCAGCCUGGGCGUCAGCUGUGGGUUUUCUGUAUGGCAUGGCCUUCCUGGCCACCCAAGACAUUUAUGUGCCCAUAGCGGCCCAUUCCUUGGCGAAUUUGUUGUCUGCAGUGCUGUGGAUGGAGCAAAAUGAGCGAAACGUCUAA